UACAUUUGGACCCAAGCAUCUAUUUAAUGGAUGAAGAGAACAAAUCACCAGCUAAUGUGCCAGAAAAAGUGAAGGAGAUAAACGCUAACUCUGCGUCUGUUGCAUCAGACGAUAAUCCUGUGGCACAAAACGGAAAUAGUUCUAGUGGUCUCUGUGGAAGUCAUAAUGAAAUAAACAACAUUUCUGAGCAUAUGGGCUCAGAAGGGCCAUCUUCUGACCUGCUGAACAAAGUCGCUGCUUCUCUAAAGACUGUAGACCUAGCAGAAAACGUUUCAGACCAUAAAGUUGAAACUUCUAAAGAUACAAAAAUGGACGGGAAACCUCAUGUACAGAAAGAAAGAUCUGGUCCUGAACCAAUUAUUAUUCCUCUAGUUCUGAAGAUGGCUGAAUUUGAUCAUAAGGCAUUGCUAGAGGAGUGGAUCUCAACUCGUACGUUUGGUGAUAAAUGUUUAGAUCAGGAUAAGAGCACGUUAAUGACCAAUUUAAAAACUAUUCAAGACUAUCUCUGCUCCUUCAAGUCACAGGGCUUGUCGGUGGUGAACGUAUCAGCCACUACAUUUCCACAAACAUUAGAUUGGCUGCAUGGCUAUCUUCUUCAGUGUAUUGAGCAAGGAAUCUCAUCAACAUCUAGCGAAAGUGGUAGGCAGCCUGCUGAGGGUUAGAUUGUAUGCAGAUGUUAGCUCAACUAUUGACAGUUUCUUGAAGUUGCUUGAAUUUAAUGGUAGUAGUAUGAAGUGGUGCAAGCCAUGGUGCCUCUGCCAGGAAUUGGCUGGUUUUCGUCAUCAAGUAUUCAUCACGGCCUGAGUUUCCUCUUGACCAAGAAGGCUGAUUUCUUCAUUGGCGUGCAGGAAUCACAUCCUGUGCAUCAGACUUUCUUCAUUUCUGUUACUCCUUUUAACCUCUAAUAAUCUGAACAGAACUGAGAGGACUUGAAGCCUGAAGGUAACCAUGUGGACAAAGCUGCUGGAUGUUCAAAAUCUAAUAUCAGAAACAAAUCAAGCAAAAGGAAACCUGGCUGCCUUUGAGCACCUUGCCUAGACCUUUUAAAAAUAAAAAAGAAACCUGGCUGUCCUCUAGCACCUUGCCUGGAGCCUUUUGAAAACAAAAGUUCUUGCAGGAUGUAUGAAAAUUUUUGGUACUGAAAACUGUAUCCAUAUUGCAAAUGCAAUACCCGCAUAAAAUUGUCAUCGUUACGCCAGCAGAAAGCCUGUAACUUAAACCUUAUUCAUUCCAUUUGAUGGAAAUAGAGAGGAGACAUAAGCAGCCUUCCAAAAGAUUAUCUAAUUCUCUUCAUGACAUUCAUAUCAACAAGGAUGAGAGAAAACAAUGGUUCAAGGGAGGGAUAUAAGGUGAGAAUAUAAUGAUGAUAUAUAACCUUAAUGCUUAAGCACUUCUCAUGUAUUGUCUAUUUACCCUUUUCUGGUGAUACAAAAGUAAUAUGAUUGUUAUUGUUGUCGAAA
Carica papaya (papaya) is the source of this 1460-nucleotide messenger RNA. Lineage: Eukaryota; Viridiplantae; Streptophyta; Magnoliopsida; Brassicales; Caricaceae. The record is from RefSeq and is a predicted model, not a curated record.